AUGGGGGCGGCCAUUUUGGGAAGCACGCUUGCACAGGUCGCCUCUGUCAUAAUCCUGAACGAGGCUGAUGAGACUGUUCAGGGUGGUGACUGGGGAGUGAAUUAUCCUCCACAAGAGAUGUGUGCUUUGAGAGGAUCCUCUGUGGUCAUACCUUGUACAUAUGAUUAUCCUGAACUGUUUCAUGGCACAGUUUUAACUGUAGUAACUGUGAAGUGGUUCAGGACUUCUAUUCGUGAUGUUGCUGAUCCAGGCACAUAUGUGUAUCACAGCAGUGGAAUCAAUGUGAGUCCUGAAUAUGAACACCGGACAGAGUAUCUAGGGAACAAAGUCAAGAACUGCACGCUAAAGAUAAGUGCUCUGCAAAGCAGUGACAGAGACAGAUAUUAUUUUAGAUUUGAAACAAAUAACCCUUCUGGUAAAUGGACUGGUAGAACUGGUGUGUCACUUUCAAUAACCGAGCUAAAGGUUACCCUGGACCCUCCUGUUCUAUAUAAUAAUGUGAGAGAAGGAUCUUUUGUUUCCCUGUCCUGUGGCUUUGACCGCUGCAACCUGAGUGAGAGCAGCUUUGUCUGGUACAGGGAGGGGCAGCCAAUCAAGAAUGAGAAAUCAAACAAACUUCAGUUUAUUGUUUCUUAUGAGCGUUCUGGGAAGUACUGCUGUGCUGCUGCUGAGAACAGCAGCAUUAAAUCUGAAGAAUUCGACUUGAUUGUGAAAUACUCCCCAAAGAACACCUCGAUCUCAGUCAGGGCUCCUGGUGGAAUAGUGGAGGGGAGCACAGUGACGCUGACCUGCAGCAGCACAGCAAACCCACCAGCCAGCAGCUACACCUGGUUCAAGGGGAAUCAAAUCAAUGUCGUGAACUCAGGCAGUGAACAGAAUCUCAUCUUUGCAAACAUCAGCCUUGCUGACAGUGGAGAGUAUUACUGUGAAUCAAGCAAUGAGAUUGGAAGACAAAAAUCUCCGCCAAUGCAAAUACAUGUAAAAUACUCCCCAAAGAACACCUCGAUCUCAGUCAGGGCUCCUGGUGGAAUAGUGGAGGGGAGCACAGUGACGCUGACCUGCAGCAGCACAGCAAACCCACCAGCCAGCAGCUACACCUGGUUCAAGGGGAAUCAAAUCAAUGUCGUGAACUCAGGCAGUGAACAGAAUCUCAUCUUUGCAAACAUCAGCCUUGCUGACAGUGGAGAGUAUUACUGUGAAUCAAGCAAUGAGAUUGGAAGACAAAAAUCUCCGCCAAUGCAAAUACAUGUAAAAUACUCCCCAAAGAACACCUCGAUCUCAGUCAGGGCUCCUGGUGGAAUAGUGGAGGGGAGCACAGUGACGCUGAUCUGCAGCAGCACAGCAAACCCACCAGCCAGCAGCUACACCUGGUUCAAGGGGAAUCAAAUCAAUGUCGUGAACUCAGGCAGUGAACAGAAUCUCAUCUUUGCAAACAUCAGCCUUGCUGACAGUGGAGAGUAUUACUGUGAAUCAAGCAAUGAGAUUGGAAGACAAAUAUCUCCGCCAAUGCAAAUACAUGUAAAAUACAAAACGAAUAUUAUAUUAGUCACAAUAGUGGCAAUACAAGCAGCCAUCAUCUUUGCCCUCCUGGUAGUAAUUUGUGUCAAAUGGUUUAAAUCAAAAUCACAAGAAGAUAGCCAGAACAUCCAGCCCAGCAGUGGAGGUGACACCUACGCUACUAUUGAUCUGAAAACCCUCAGCUCAGAUUACGACACAUUACAGGUGAAACAUCAAGCUGAUUACAAGUGACAUGGAAUUGUGAAUGAACUGUACUCUAGCUGUUUAGUGGCAGAUGGAAAUUAACUUUGCAGUGUAUGAAAGGACAUUAUUUACAAAAUGAUAUAUCAUAAUCGUUAUAAUUUUUUUUUUUUUCAAAGUUUGUUUUUAGGAAUAAAAUACCAGUAACAAAACAUCACAGUAUGUAUUAUUGUGCUGAAAGUUUAAAGUGUGAUGCUCUAUUCGAUGUUCUGUUCUAUUCAAUGACUGUUUUUACUUGUGUUGUAUAUCACAGAGUGUGUAUCAAUGCCUGUUUUUACUUGUAUACCACAGAGGUAUCAAUGCCUGUUUUUACUAGUAUAUUACAGUGUGUAUCAAUGCCUGUUUUUACUUGUAUAUCACAGAGUGUGUAUCAAUGCCUGUUUUUACUUGUGUUGUAUAUCACAGAGUGUGUAUCAAUGCCUGUUUUUACUUAUAUACCACAGAGGUAUCAAUGCCUGUUUUUACUUGUAUAUUACAGUGUGUAUCAAUGCCUGUUUUUACUUGUAUAUCACAGAGUGUGUAUCAAUGCUUGUUUUUACUUUUAUAUUACAGAGUGUGUAUCAAUGCCUGUUUUUACUUGUGUUGUAUAUCACAGAGUGUGUAUCAAUGCCUGUUUUUACUUAUAUACCACAGAGGUAUCAAUGCCUGUUUUUACUUGUAUAUCACAGAGUGUGUAUCAAUGCUUGUUUUUACUUUUAUAUUACAGAGUGUGUGCU
Molecule: messenger RNA, 2474 nt
Organism: Polyodon spathula (Mississippi paddlefish)
Lineage: Eukaryota; Metazoa; Chordata; Actinopteri; Acipenseriformes; Polyodontidae
Product: B-cell receptor CD22-like
Exons: 10
Coding region: 1-1749 (582 amino acids)
Source: RefSeq, a predicted model, not a curated record